Molecule: messenger RNA, 1617 nt
Organism: Trametes versicolor FP-101664 SS1
Lineage: Eukaryota; Fungi; Basidiomycota; Agaricomycetes; Polyporales; Polyporaceae
Exons: 5
Coding region: 1-1617 (538 amino acids)
Source: RefSeq, a predicted model, not a curated record
AUGCAGGCCUUGGUGAACCCUGCGAAGACGGACACAAACGCGCAGACAGCUGCAUCCAUCAGCUCUCCACCAGCACCCGUCCCCGGACCAUCCGUUUCUACAGGACCUUACACAAGCCAGUUCUCGGUGCAGUCCCAAACUCCUUCGCGUCCCUACUACACGCAUCCCGGAGCGAACACAUAUACCGCUGGUUAUCCUGCCAGUCCACCGCAUCCUGGCGCUCCGUCUCGGCAAACUGGCUCCCAACCUUCUGCCGGUGUUCACUAUCCCCCGCACACCAAUUAUCAGCCACAGCACCCGCCAGCCCAAGGCGUGCCUCAAGCGUCAACCGGAACGUACUCGUACUACAACUAUCACCCAAGCGCGUGGUCGAACGCGUGGAACACUGGUUCUUACCAGUACGGGGCCGGAGGCAGCUAUCCUUACCCGUACGCGCAACCUGCUUCUGCCCCGCCCGCUCCGCAUGCUGUUGCGCCUAUGCACCAGCACAAGCAUGCCGCCCAACCCCCUCCUCCGGCUAAAAGGAAAACACCCACCCCGUCGCCUUCACCCUCUCCUCCACCAGAAUACCACAAAGACUGGGACGCUGUCAUUAAAUCCUUUUUAUCUGCCAUCGGCUUCUCUCAAGCUGCGAAAGGGUUCGAGGCGGAUAUGCUGAUUUUAAAUCCCGAUUUUGAACGCAAUAAAGUGCCCGCCGCACUCGGCGAGCUCAUGAAAGACCUACUGAACUUAGGCCAAAGCAGGCCAGAAACGGGGGACACAUCGACGCAAGACCGUCCGCUGGAGGAGCGCAAGCUCGACUACACGCAUCUUGCUAAUGGUGCUACACCCCGCUCACAGACGUCAAUCACCAAGGAUAUCUCUCAGUUUCUCGCCCAGAAUCGAGCUCGGAACGAUGCGUCCAAUCGCAACGAAUUCCUGCUCUCUGUGGCUGAGAAACGCCGUCGGCUGAACGAGAAUGGUGACUCCGAGCCUGCACCGUCAUGCGCGCGGACCGACGCGAAGACGCAGAACAGGGACUUGCAGAUGAAGUACGACAUCGCGAAAAACGAAGACGGCCCACUCCGACGCACGUUGAAGAGCGGUGUCCCCGGAAACCCCGCAUCGACCCCGUCGACGUCCAAGGUUGGCGCAAACAGCGCGGCUGAGGAUAUGCCGAGUGCGGGCAGGUACCCUGCCCUUGAUGAGCGCUUGCAGAACAUUGAGAGGCAUUUGGCGAUUCGCUAUGUGCCGCUUCCUCCGCGGUCUCUACUGGAUCGUCUCAAGUACUUGGAGGACCAUGUUAUUCACUUGGAGAAAGAGUACCCGCCAUGGGCAGCGCUUCACUUCAAUCAACCCAAUCGUGGCUGGCCGCCACCACCUCGGCCGACGCCAAUCAUUGUGCCGUCUCAUCUGACAUCGACUACCGCUCGAGAGCCCACAGAGUUGGCCACGUCUAGUAUUGCCCCUGGAUCGUCAUCAACACCUGCUGGUCAUUCCACGCCUGUCACGGAGACAGCGGAUCCGAAAGGAAAGGCCAAACCAGGUCGACAUACGAAGUCGAGCUUGCACAGGGCGGUCAUGGAGAGGUUGGAGGUACAGAAAGCGAUCAACGAUCUCACAGGAGAAGGGGGUUAG